AUGCCUCGCGUGUAUGUUUCUUUGUGGACACCGGAGCCUUUCCAUGAUCUCUGUCAUGCUUCUGGAUGUGCUGCUGUGGGGCGUGACGAACCCGCUGCUGAAGCACUACAGCCGCGGGAUGACGCGGUGUUUCUUGUGCGACGACCGAAGUACAUGGCUACACAGGCUGUGAACCUAAGUGACUCCGUCGUAUUUUUUUUACUGUGUGAGGUGGACGUGUCGGUUGGCUCGAUUGUGGUGAACUCGCUUGCAUUCGUUAUCACUGUGCUGAUGAGUGUGUUCUGCGCGAGGGUCUGUUGCGCGCGUGGACCACUGCAGGGUGCCUUCUGGUGGUGGUGGGGACUGUGCUGUCCACUUCUCCAGCGCGCGCUGAGAGUGGGUCCGUUAGGCCGUUUGCGGCCUGUGAUCAGAUGUCCCAGGUGUUGA
This is a messenger RNA of Leishmania mexicana MHOM/GT/2001/U1103, 426 nucleotides long. RefSeq lists its product as hypothetical. The record is from RefSeq and is a predicted model, not a curated record. The transcript has a single exon. The coding region runs from base 1 to 426 and encodes 141 amino acids. Lineage: Eukaryota; Euglenozoa; Kinetoplastea; Trypanosomatida; Trypanosomatidae.